AUGGCGCGUGUAGCUGCUGGAUCUAUUAUAGUAUCAGACUGGCAUCGGACUUCUGAAAGCCGAGAAUUCUUUAACAAGAUCCUGCAGAAGAAAAAACGCCGUAAAUUCGGUUUUUUGGAUGCCCCAGUGAUGCCCCCUCAUCUGAAAGUAGACACAGUUCGCUAUAAAGUUCUGCUCUCAGGUAAAAGCGGAGUGGGGAAAACGACUUUGGCUGCCCGUCUUGCUGGACUAGACAUGCCCAGCAUGCACUAUGAAACUACAGGUAUUGAGACGAGCGUGGUGUGGUGGCCUGUAAAGCUAAGAGAAAGUGGACGCAAGCUUUUCUUUCAGUUCCAGCUCUGGGAUUGCGGCGAGAGCGCCAUGCACAGAUUUGACCACAUGCUGCCGUCCUGUAAGGAACAGGUGGAUGCUAUUCUCUUCCUGUUUUCCUUUACUGAUAGCAACUCUUUUGAGGACAUCUCCAAUCACAUGUCUCGGAUCACAGAGCCCUCCGAAAGCCUGGUCAGACUGGUGGUUGGCACCAAGUUUGAUUUGUUUAUGCACACAGAUGUGACAGAAAGUGAGAUCACACGCUUUCAGGAGGAACAGGGGAUACCAGUUUUCCGGGUGGGAGGGGACGUGAGUGGAGGAUUUGGGGAAGUUGCACCCCUUUUAAAUGCCUUGGCAGAAAACCUGUGGCACCAGGACUGUAUUCGAGUUUCUUCCAUCACGGUACCGUCUUUUCCAGAAGAUGCAGACGUGGAGAUCAUUGUUUAGUCUUGCAGAUUUAUGGCAUUUAGUCAUGCUGUGUAUAGGUCAUGUUUAUAUAUUUUGUGUAAGAUACUGAUUGUUGAAAAUGCAAGACAGUUUAUUUUACCCUCUUCCUGCAGUGGUAGAAUUAUUAAGUUUCUUAGAUUUUAUUUUAGAUCCU
Molecule: messenger RNA, 910 nt
Organism: Trichomycterus rosablanca
Lineage: Eukaryota; Metazoa; Chordata; Actinopteri; Siluriformes; Trichomycteridae
Gene: cplane2
Product: ciliogenesis and planar polarity effector 2
Exons: 5
Coding region: 1-756 (251 amino acids)
Molecular function (GO): GTP binding; GTPase activity
Source: RefSeq, a predicted model, not a curated record